AUGAAGGAGGUUGCUCGCCACUGUUGGUGUGAGUUCAGCAGCAUCUACCUCAAGACUGUUGAUCGUCUUGGGAAGAUCAUCAAGCAUCUGCUCGCGUGUGCAGCCAACCAACGUCCGUCCUCGAAGCCAAGGGAAGAAUAUCUCGAAAAUAGAAACGUCGAAGGUCUUUUUUCUUAG
Molecule: messenger RNA, 177 nt
Organism: Pyrenophora tritici-repentis Pt-1C-BFP
Lineage: Eukaryota; Fungi; Ascomycota; Dothideomycetes; Pleosporales; Pleosporaceae
Source: RefSeq, a predicted model, not a curated record